Molecule: messenger RNA, 2695 nt
Organism: Carcharodon carcharias (great white shark)
Lineage: Eukaryota; Metazoa; Chordata; Chondrichthyes; Lamniformes; Lamnidae
Gene: ctsa
Product: cathepsin A
Exons: 15
Coding region: 81-1505 (474 amino acids)
Biological process (GO): proteolysis
Molecular function (GO): serine-type carboxypeptidase activity
Source: RefSeq, a predicted model, not a curated record
UGUGACCACCCGCAGCAGGACCCGGAACACAUGACUUUGAGUUCACAUGACCCUGGGUUCGGGCUGGAAUCCGGAUAGGGAUGAUUUCUCUUGUGCUGUUUGCUGUGUUGCUGAAAGCCUUUCUUAUUGAAUCUGCUCCAGCUAAGGAUGAGGUCGUUUACCUCCCAGGCCUGGCCAAGCAACCCCGCUUUAAGCAGUACUCUGGAUACUUGAAUACAUCUGAAAAUAUACACCUCCACUACUGGUUUGUGGAGUCUCAGGGACAUCCUGAGAAUGAUCCUGUGGUACUGUGGCUGAAUGGAGGCCCUGGCUGCAGCUCCUUGGAUGGGCUUCUGAAUGAACAUGGCCCCUUCUUGAUCCAAGCAGAUGGGAAGACUCUGCAUUAUAAUCCCUACUCCUGGAAUCUGAUUGCAAACGUGCUGUACCUUGAGUCACCAGCAGGGGUUGGAUUUUCUUAUGCCAAUGACAAGCAAUAUCACACCAAUGAUAGUGCGGUUUCAUUUAAUAAUUACCUGGCCCUGAAGGAGUUCUUCCACCUAUUCCCAGAAUACAGUAAGAAUGAAUUCUACAUCACCGGAGAGAGUUAUGGAGGAGUCUAUGUGCCAACACUGGCAGAGCGUGUCAUGAUUGAUCAUAGUAUCCGUUUCAAGGGGAUGGCAGUCGGAAAUGGAUUAUCCAGCUGGGAAUACAACGAUAACUCUUUGGUUUACUUCUCUUAUUACCAUGGACUGUUGAGGUCAACACUGUGGUCUGAUCUCCAGAAGUUCUGCUGUUCUGAAGGAAAAUGCAACUUCCACAACAAUAAAGAUAAGAACUGUCAGGCCAGGGUUAUAGAGGUGUCAUACAUUGUGUGGCACUCAGGCCUGAAUGCAUACAACCUGUACGCCGAUUGUGUCGGAGGAGUGCCUGGUGAAAUCCGCUUUGACGAGAACCAGAAGCAGCUGGUCAUCAGUAACUUGGGAAAUUUGUUCCCCAAAAACGAAAUGAGCCAGUGGUGGAGGAAGAAACUGCAGGAUGCAUAUCUGAGUCACAGAAAUGUCCGGCUUGACCCCCCAUGCACCAACACCACUGCCUGCAGCAACUACCUGAAUGACCCAAGAGUGCGGAAGGCUCUGCACAUUCCUGCCUUUGUGCAGAAAUGGGAGAUGUGCAGUGCAAUUGUGAACCUGUUUUACCGGCCCCUCUACACUGAUAUGAAGGAUCAAUACCUGAAACUACUGGCUGCCAGGCAGUACCAGAUCUUGGUUUAUAAUGGAGAUGUGGACAUGGCCUGUAACUUCCUGGGAGACGAGUGGUUUGUGGAGUCUCUUCAACAAAAGGUGACGGUGAACCGUCGGACCUGGCUGUAUAACGACAGGAAUGGUUAUCAGGUGGGCGGUUUCGUCAAGGAGUUUGGCAACCUUGCUUUCCUGACAAUAAAGGGAGCAGGUCACAUGGUGCCAACUGACAAACCAAAAGCUUCAUUUACGUUCUUCAGCCGUUUCCUACACAAGGAGCCGUAUUGAGACUGACUGGCAUGAAUUGCACCAAGAAGCCCUGAAGAUAGGGAUCACCUUGCUGGACAAGUGGACAUCAAAAUAGAGUUCAAAGUGUGUUCUGAGGCAAUAUUUGGAAGGAUUGUUGAGUUAGUGUGGUUGAGGACUGAGCACCAUUCAUGAAACAUUGCUUCCAAUCUGUAAAGGGUUAUUGCCUCCUAACAUACUCUAAACCGGUCUUUUUCUAUACAAAUAUUAAACACUCCCAAGAAAUGCCUUCAAUCAUUGGCACACUUCAGGGACACCUCCCUCUUGCAAUCAUGGGUACACCGCUGGGGCCUGGCCUCCCUGCAGUUCUUGGCACAUUUCUGUGGUUAGCUACCAAAAUGGGACAGCAAUUAGUGUACAGCAACAGAAAUAAUGAGCCAGUCAAUCAGGGAAUAGACAAAUUCUGAAAACUGAUGAACUCCUGGGUCCUGGCACCCAGCUAGGAGACCUAAAUGGGUUUUGAUUUUAACCUGGAGUAAUAGAAUGAUCCCCAACCUGUUAAUAUCAGAAAUUCAAAUGAACUACAGACUCCUCCAUCUUGAAAUUUCAGCAACAAAUGCUGACCCAAUAUAGGAAACUGAAACUUUCGACUGCUGUGCAACUUCAGGUUUUGUGCUUUGCUCUUUCUGACCUUUGCUGCUGUGCCAUACACUAUGUUUUCUGUGGUUCUGUUGCUUUUGUAAAUCUGGGCUGAUGAGGCCUAGAGGAAAACUUCUGGAGUGCAGAGAUCUAAGCUCAACCUUCAGUGUGCUGUUGUUAACAUUGGCCUGGACUUUAGAGUCAGUGGCAAAACAAAGCCUUUCUGGCCUCGUUGAAACUAAAGAAAUCUAGCUAUCAGUGACGUGAACUUUUAACUUGCCCAGUGUGCAUUUGGGAUUGUAGUGUUCUGUAAUGGGGAUUCCCAGUGUCAAGCUGCGGUGAUGUCCUCAAGCUGACUGUGCAGCUGCUUACAUUUAAGAAUUUCCACAGGCACCAACCGGGAAAUGAAAAGCACUGUUAAUCACAUCAUUUUAAAUUGAAAGAAAGAUUGGGAUAUGCAAAUGGAGCUAAUGUGGAAGCAGAAAUAUCAUGAACAAGCUUGAACAUAAUUAUUUUUUAAAAAUCUAAUUAAUUAAUCCUAAUGGAGACAUUUGACAACAUUGUACAAAUAUAAAAUUAUUUGCUCAGGGCCA